Molecule: messenger RNA, 2294 nt
Organism: Brassica oleracea var. oleracea
Lineage: Eukaryota; Viridiplantae; Streptophyta; Magnoliopsida; Brassicales; Brassicaceae
Biological process (GO): mRNA processing
Cellular component (GO): exon-exon junction complex
Molecular function (GO): mRNA binding
Source: RefSeq, a predicted model, not a curated record
AUUUAAACGAAACUCUCGACAUAAAAAAAGAAGUUAUUACUCUCCUUCCGUCUCAUAACUCAAGCAAUCGCCAGAAUCAAGGGUCUGCGGAUCUCUUCUCCGUCGUGAAUCCCUAACUUUCGCUUCAUAUACGGAGGAGGUGGCGGUUAGAGGAUUAUGUCCCCAGAUGGCGUAGAAGAAGCAGACUAUGAGAGCGACCCCGAGGAACUGAAGCGCUCCUUGGCUGCAAGGAGGAGAGAAGCUAGCGAUGAUGAGGAUGAGAACCGUGGAGAAAAAAUUCAGAGUGCUGACAUCGAUUCCGAUCAAUCCGAUGAACAGAGUGCUGUCGUGGAGUUUGAUAACGAUGCAGACGAAGGAUUGCACAUAGAAGGUGACGAUAGCUAUGAUGAGGAGGAGGGCGAUUAUGGAGAAGAUGAUGAUGACAACAUGGAAUACAAGACGACAAGUGUUGCUGGCGAGGCUGAGCCUAAGGGAGUGGAAGCUGCGACGGAGGACUCUGUUGUGGAUGGAGAAGAACCAAAGCAGAAGGAGCCUUUUGCUGUGCCAACUGCUGGAGCUUUUUAUAUGCAUGAUGACAGGUUUCAGGAGAUGGAUACUGCCCCAAAUAGGCGAAUGCGUGGUGGUAGGAGGCUCUGGCCAUCCCGAGAUGAAAGAAAAUGGGGACAUGACAAAUAUGACGAGAUGAAUACACAAGAAAAGCAAUAUGAUAAGAGGACUUCCCGAGGCCGAGCCAGAGGCCGUGGUCAGGGUAGGGGUCAGGAGCGUGGAUAUUCUCGAGGACACCAAAAUCAGUAUCCUAAGGCUGUCACAAGAGGGAGAGGGCCCAGACGAAAUGAGGUUGCUUUGAGAAAGGGCACUCAAGCCCCUUCUGUGCAAACCAAACAGUCCCAGAAUUCUUUUGUAAAAGUGUCACACGUUUAUCCAGGACGGGCACCAACAGAAACGGACAGCAUAGAGACAGAAGCCAGGAUAAAUGUAGUUGCUUCGAGUUUAAACUCAGCUUCUCCUCCAUUCUAUCCUUCAGGUUCCUCCAGUAACUUGGCACAAAAGGAUUUACAAGCUGGCAUGGGUAGACUGCACGUUAAUGGAAGCCCUACGCCGUCUGGAAAGAAGUUUGGGAAUGCAAAACCUAGCACUGCGUGGGUACGCACUACCCCUUCUCAGACUACUAGUCAAGGUAGAGGUGCUCCUCCCCCUGGGAAAGUGCUUAAUCAAGGUGACAAUGUUUCUUCGCCUAUGCAAAUCCGGGGAAUGCCAAAAGGUACUUACCUAAGCUGUACUCGAUCUCCUGGUCAGGCUUGUGAACAACAUCUAGCUUUUACUAGUUUGCUGCCUUUUUCUCCUCAAACUGGAUCAUUAAAAAAUCUUUAUAUUUCAGGUGAAACAGAGUCAGCCACCGAAACUGGUGCUUUGCUGGCCCAGGGAAAAGGGGCUCUCCAGCCUAAUGGAAGGGGAUCUUUUAUGUAUGGAGCGACACAAUUCAUGGGUCCAGACGGUGGCAUGGCGGCUGGUCAUGGCAAUCCCAAUUUCCAUGCUUUUCUGCCUGUUAUGCAAUUCGGUGGCCAGCACGGUGGUGUUCCGACCUUUGGUAUGGCUCUUCCAGGAUAUGUCCAACCAGAACAUGGUACUGGAAAUCCCGAGAUGACAUGGCUGCCAAUUCUGACUGGCCCGGGAGCAUUGGGGGCUUCAUAUCCUCCACCUUAUGCUGCAAUUGAAGGUUCUUACCAAGCACACAAACCAGGGUUACCUUCCUCUGCAGGAUCCUCCAGCCAAGAGAACAGUUCAAAUAACCCUAAUGUCGAAGAGAAGCCCUUGGAGAGACCUGAGGCUAAAAACAAUGGGAUACCACAACGGUCGAACAGCAACCCAAACAAACAGCCUCGUAGAUACUCGGAGAUGAGCUUAAGCAAGUGAGUGCGCAUUGUAAAGAGGAGGCAAAAGGUCCCCUCUUGUUAUAAUAAGUUGAGAAAGAAGGUUUGUGUGAGAGAGAGAGAUCCUCCUUUGCUGCAGGUUUCUGUUGCUUCUCCAAGCUGCUCUGCGGAGCACUUUGGGCUGCUAAUGUUGCCGAUGUACUAGGUACACGCAACUUUAAAUUCUUAAUAUUCAUUAAAACAUAACAUGGAAAGAGGAGAUCAAAUUGAUUUAGUAAGUGUGCUUUAUUUUCAGGAGGUGGUUGUGCCUUAGAAAGGAUUUUUUUUGGUGUGAGAUUUGAACUGUGGCUUCCUUGUUCAUCUGUAAUUUUUAUUAUUUUGUUACUUUUGCUUUGAUUUGUAAUGUUGAUAUUUUUUUUGGUU